Antrostomus carolinensis (chuck-will's-widow) is the source of this 1726-nucleotide messenger RNA. RefSeq names its product phosphatidylinositol 4-phosphate 3-kinase C2 domain-containing subunit beta. The record is from RefSeq and is a predicted model, not a curated record. Lineage: Eukaryota; Metazoa; Chordata; Aves; Caprimulgiformes; Caprimulgidae.
AUGUCCGCCACGCGCGGCAAUGGGGAGCACUGGAAAUCCCUGGAAUCGGUGGGCAUCAGCCGGAAGGAGCUGGCGCUGGCAGAGGCAUUGCAGAUGGAGUACGACGCGCUCCCCCGCCUGCGGCAGGACAAGGAGGAGAACCUGGCCAAGCAACGGGGAGACCAGCCCCUCAUCUCCUGGGAUGACCCCACCGAGAGGAACGGCUGCGCCGGCAUCAAGGCAGCGCGUGGUCUCUCCGGCUCUGACCCCACGCUCAGCUACAACAUCCCGGUGGCACCUGAGGGUCCCCCCACACCCAGACCCCCACCAGGACCCAGCCCUACACAUCCAGACCCCCAGCCCUGGCUGAAGGGACCCCUGGCUGGGGACUACCUGUACAUCUUUGAUGGGUCAGAGGGGGACUUCCUUGGGGAACCACUCAACGGCACCUCACCCCACAACGGUGGGGGCAGCUCCCCCAAAAAGAUCUCACCACCCCCGCUGCCCCCCCGGCACCUCCUCUGGAGCUCCCCUGAGGGGGGACCCAGCUCAGGGAAGGGGUCCCCCCCAUCCUCCAAAGGACCCCAGCCCAGGGACAUCAACAUGUUCUCGGCAGCCCACGAGCGGUCUCACGGCAAGCUGCUCGGCCGCCGCAUCUCCGAGGAGGACCCCUAUGGCAUCUCCGACUAUGGUGGCAUCAACGAUGCCAUCACCUGCCUCAACCUGAAGUCCACCUACGAGUCAGAGGUGCUGCGGGAAGCUGCCCGUGGCUGGAAGGAGGGCAGGAGCAUCUUUGAGAAGGAAUCAAGCGGCAAGCCGGUGGCACGGAGCAAGACCAUGCCCCCUCAGGUCCCACCACGGACGUACGUCUCUCGCUUCGGCAAUCGGAAGAAUCUGGCACCGAACAAGAACUGCAGGAUCUCCAUCGAUCCGGUUGCCCCCCGGCCACAUUCCUUCACCAAUGGCUACGAGCUCUUCGAGGUCUCGGAGGAGCGGGAUGAGGAGGUGGCUGCUUUCUGCCACAUGCUGGAUGUGCUGCGAUCUGGCUACAGCACCGAGGAUUAUUCCCUCACCGGCUUGGUGUGGAGCGCCGUCAACCUCAGCCCCGAGCAGCUGGGCCACGGCGUCAGCCUGAAGGUGACAGUGGUGUGUGACAGCCUACGGGAGCCUCUCACCUUCACCUGUGACUGCUCCUCCACCGUGGACCUCCUUAUCUACCAGGCACUGUGCUACACUCACGAUGAGCUGCACACCAUCGACGUCGAGGACUUUGUGCUCAAAAUCUGUGGCUUGGAGGAGUUCCUGCAGAACAAACACGCUCUGGGCAGCCACGAGUACAUCCAGCACUGCAGGAAGUUUGACAUCGACAUCCGCCUGCAGCUGAUGAAGAGGAAGGGGGUGCGCAGCGACCUGGCCCGGACGGCAAACGAUGACCAGAGCCCUUCCACCCUCAACCACUACAUCCAUCUGCAGGAGAGACCCAUCAAGCAGACCAUCAGCAGGCAGGCCCUGAGUCUCCUCUUUGACACCUUCCACAAUGAGGUGGAUGCUUUCCUGGCAGCUGAGGGAGACUUCCCACUGAAGGCAGAGCGAGUGAUCCAGUCGGUCAUGGCCAUCUGCAAUGCCCUGGCUGCCGUGGAGUCCCAGGAGAUCACAGCUGCCCUCAACCAGAUGCCCCCCUGCCCCUCCCGCAUGCAGCCCAAAAUCCAGAAGGAUCCAAAUGUUCUGGCCAAGAGGGAAAAUCGAG